UGAUCAACCAUGGUUACAGCGAGAGUGGAGCAGCGGGAUAAGAUUCUUCAAUAUCUGGAGGAUCCAGCUGUGUCAAGAAUCGUGGUCUCCGGCCAAUCCGGGAUGGGGAAAACAUUUCUCGCCAGAGAAAUCGCCGAUCAAGCGAUCGAGAAUCGUUUAUGUUUCGAGACGAUCUGGUUAUCUCUGAACCGGAGACACGGCCAGAGCUCUGUCUACGAGACAAUGGCUCAUCACUUGUCCGUACUUCUGAACUACGAGGAGCUCGACGAGGAAGACGGGUCUGAGGAGAAGGAGAAGGAGAAAGAGACGAUCGAGAACCUGAUGGAAAAGAUUGCUCGGGAGAUCAAGAGAAAGAAGGAAUCUGCAGAAGAGAUGUUCCUUCUGGUGAUUAUGGAUGAUGCUGGGAAGAAGACGAGUGAGGAGCAAGUGAUGACAGAAUUUGGCCUCAAAGAUUUUCUUACAAAUCUCAAAGUUCCAUGGAAGGUUCUGACCACGAGAACAACAAAGGACGAGAGCUCUGUUUCUGGUACAGAGACGGUUGAGUUGGUUGGCCUGAAUCUGGAGGCUUCUUGCCGGUUAUUCCAGAGCUUUCUUGCUGAGAAAGUCUCCUCAGAGCUAGGGCUCGACGUUUCUUCCGUCGCAAAAAAGAGCGAUGGUGUGCCCGCAGGAAUCACAGUGCUGGCGAAAUCCCUGAGUUAUAUGGCACGACACGGUUCCAUGUCUCUCUCUCCGACACUGACAAAGGUUUUCAGGAGAAACGGUAUGUUGGUCGGCAAGAGAGAGGAGGAAGAAGAAGUUUAUGUAGAGGCCGCGGCCAUUACAGGCUGUGAUCUUCUACUGUUGCUCAGUUACCAGACGUUAACGAGUGAUGCCACUGUCAACUGCUUGAGACAAAGCUUGAGAUAUUUCGAGAAGCAUGGCGGGGUUUAUUACAGGGAUCUGGUCAAUCACUGGAUUCUUGAAGGGUACUUUGAUCCGGUCGAGAGCAUGAAGACAAGUUAUCAGGAUGCAUUCAAUGUCCAGACGGAACUAUUAGAGCGAGGAAUGCUCAAGAUUCAGGAAGAUAGCAUGGUGAUUCCAGAAGAGAGAAUGAGAAGCGUGUUUGAUCUUCUUCAGACGCAUGGUGGGAACUCAAGCUUGAGAUUGACUGAUGUAACUCACGACAACGAUCAGAUAUGUCUCGGGACAACUGUCCUGAUCGACGAUAUUAUCAAGAAAGUCACCGCCAAGAAUGUGUCCAUGGUUAUGGUGAGUGGAAACCGUCUGCGCAAGGAAAUUCCCAAGGAUUUCUUCGAGAAGAUGCCGGAUCUUAAAGCCGUUGCCCUCUUCAGCCCGGCUUUUGAUUCGCUCGUUCCGUCGUUAUGGAAACUGAAGAAACUCAGUGUUCUUGUGAUAAGGGACUGCAAUGUCUUGGAUGACAUUGACGCCAUUGCUGAUCUCGAGUCGCUUACUGCUCUCGAGAUCUCUGGAGCUGGUGCCUUGAAGGGAAAUCUCAGAGAUUCUUUCUUCAGGAAAAUGGCUCACCUUCAAAGCCUUAACCUAUCCAGAAACCCUUUUCAGUAUCUUCCCUCUUCCGUUUCUUUACUCAAGGAACUCAGUUACCUUAUCCUCAGACACUGUCCUAAACUGAAACACUUGCCCAACCUUCAAUUCAUGGAAAACCUCGAGGUUAUCGAUACUUAUGGUUCGACUUCUCUGUCUGUCUCCGACGAAGAAAACCAUAACACAAACUUUUUCCGGCUGAAACGUCUUCAGCGUCUCGAUUUCUCUCGCAGCAAACUCAUCCGGAUCCCUCUUUUCCAAAACACGGGAUUGAGAUGGAGUGGAUACCGAGAAGCCUUGACACAUCUGAUAUUGAGAGACUGCAUCAAACUCACUAGACUACCGAGCCUUAAACCUUUGUCUGGUCUAGAAGUUCUCGAUCUUUCUGGUUGCGUUGGUGUCCAUGAAAUAAGGAACGCGUACUUUGAAGAAAAGAAGAAACUCAGAGUCCUCGAUCUAUCCGGAACUUCCAUCAGUGCCUUACCUUCUUCUUCCGAGAAACUCUAUAGUCUCCGCGAGUUGAUUCUAAGGGACUGUCUUUCUCUGACAUCUCUUCCCAGAAUGGAUGAUCUUACCAGCCUCGAAGUGAUCGACGUUUCUAACUGUAGAACCCUAACCAAAAUCGAUGGAACUUUCGAGUUCAUGCCUCGUCUCGAAAAUCUUUCUCUGUCUGGCACCAAAGUCACGAGCUUACCGGCUUUUCCCAAGUCUGGAAGUCUCCGCAAACUCCUCCUGAAGGGUUGCUCUUCUUUGACAAGCUUAUCGACAUCGAAAGACCAUUCAGAGCUUCGGAAUCUCGAGGUCUUGAACAUCUCAGGUUGCCAUGAAUUAAAGAAUCUUCCAGAGUUAACACGCUGCAAAAAACUCAAGAUCAUCGAUUGUUCGGGCUGCAUUGCUUUGGACAUCAAUGCCGAGUCCUUUAGUUCAAUGCCUAAUCUUGAGAAACUCGACCUAUCUGGUACGAAUAUCAAGAAAGUAUCAGACUUACCCCGGAAAUGCCGAGACAUAUCUCGUCUUUUACUCAAGAACUGCACUGUCCUAGAAGACGUUGUCGGUUUGGAACAUCUCCGUAGACUGCAAGAACUCAAUCUUGGCGGCAUCAGAUGUCUGAACGACGGGAAAGCCGAGUUCUUGGAGCAUUUAACAGAACUCGAAAGUCUCGACCUUUCAGGAGUGAAUCUCUCGGAAUUCUCGUCAAUCUCCAAACUCAACAACCUAAGGAAUCUCUCUCUGAUAAUAGAUCAAGAAACUGCAGAUACCGAGUUAUUCUCACCAUUGAAGCACUCAAACCAUCUAGAGGUGCUUCGCCUCUCGGGAACAUCGGUAACAGCAGAGUUUCUCAACAAAAACUGUGAUUCUCUCUGCGCGAAAAGAAUCGUACUAUCGAAUGUGAGCAUUUUGAAAGAGCUUAAUUGGGUCAAAUUCGCGAUCCGAGGCUCUGUGAAAGAGAUAAGCUGGGAAGAUCAUGGAUUUUCUGUUCAUCUUGCAACUGUCCUCGCGAAUAAAAAGCCUUCUUUACAUGUGGUUCAACUGGUGGAAACGAAGACCGAUGAUCGGCAGAACAUAUGUUGUAAAGAACUCAACGUUUCUGUCUGUCUUAAGGAGCAAUGCAGCAACCAUUCCAUGUCCUGUCCAAGAGAAUUGUAUGGCUACGAAGAAAUAUUCAUCAACAUCCUGGGUUUCGCUCGUGGAAAUCAACAUGAACCGUGUCUAGAGAUCCAUGGAGGUGACGGGUCGGGAAAUUUUCCCAAUCUCAUCAAAACAUGGAUCUCCAAAGCUGAAUACGUUUCGUUCAUCGAUAACCUCUCCACGAGCUGUUCAUCUAUCUUGUCUCCAUCCAAAGCAAAAGCUCUCAAGGGUUGUCUGGUGCAAAGAUGCGUCAAGAUGGAAGAUCUUUUUGGUGAUGAAGAAACCGAGCCUCAGAUCCAACAACUGGAAGCUCUCCAGAUCUCAAAUCUUACCAAUCUGACAAAAAUCUGUGGAAAAACAGGUAUGUUUCAGAAUCUGAAGAAGUUAAGCCUCGAAUGCUGUCCCAAGAUCGAAACGUGCGUUUUCCAAGCUUCCCAGACCCCCAAAUACCUGGAGAUUCUGCAGAUCAAGUUCUGCGAUAAAUUGAAGAGGGUGUUCGAAGAAGAUUGUGAAUUGCAGAGCUUACAUACGCUGAUUCUCUUCUGUUUGCAAGAGCUGUUGGCGGUCGGGGCAAGACUGCCUCCUGGUCAGCGACUGCGAGUAUGCAGAGUGGACAAAUGUCCGAAUUUGAAAGAUACAGAAGAAAGUCUGAGUGUAACACCUCCUCCUGCGAUUCGACGACUCUCUCUCGAAGCCAUGAGUCUCUUCGGGCUUGGGAGAAAUCAGAAGACUUUCCGUCCAAAAAAGAGUGCUCCUUCUGGAAGCAAGGGUGCACAGCUUCGAAAGCAUAUCGAUGCCACCCUUGGUAGCGGGAAUCUGAGGGAAGCCGUAAGACUUCCUCCAGGCGAGGAUUUAAACGAAUGGCUUGCUGUCAACACUGUGGAUUUCUUUAACCAGGUGAAUUUGCUGUAUGGAACACUUACAGAGUUCUGCACUCCAGAGAACUGUCCUACAAUGACUGCUGGCCCCAAGUAUGAGUACAGAUGGGCAGAUGGCGUACAAAUCAAGAAGCCCAUUGAGGUGUCUGCCCCAAAAUACGUGGAGUACUUAAUGGAUUGGAUUGAAACUCAGCUUGACGAUGAAUCCAUAUUUCCUCAAAGGAUCGGUGCACCUUUCCCUCCAAACUUCAAGGACGUGGUGAAGACAAUAUUUAAGCGAUUGUUCCGUGUGUAUGCGCACAUUUACCACUCUCAUUUCCAGAAGAUUGUGAGCCUCAAAGAGGAAGCCCAUCUCAACACAUGCUUCAAGCACUUCAUCCUCUUCACUCACGAGUUUGGUCUAAUAGACAAGAAAGAACUGGCACCUCUGCAAGAGCUCUUAGAAUCCAUCAUCGUUCCUUACUGAUCAAGUUAUCUUCUGCUUUGUUCCUGCAUCUCUCCAAGCUUUAAACUCACCCCUUGAUAACAUUUUCCAAAUUGGUAAUUAAGAAAGUUUGAUGUCAAAAAGAAAAAAAUAAUCUGUGUUGGCAAAUAAAUCCUCUGUAAGAUCCUGUUUUUUUAUUUAUUUAUUUAUAAAAAAAAUUGUUUCUUCUGUUGUAAAAUGUAGCAUUUUCAGAUCCAAUUGACUAUGAAUUGCAUUUUUCACAUAUCAAAAUCA
Tarenaya hassleriana is the source of this 4767-nucleotide messenger RNA. Its product is annotated as probable disease resistance protein At5g45510. The coding region runs from base 10 to 4515 and encodes 1501 amino acids. Gene Ontology annotation, cellular component: cytoplasm; nucleus. Gene Ontology annotation, biological process: positive regulation of protein phosphorylation; signal transduction. The record is from RefSeq and is a predicted model, not a curated record. Gene Ontology annotation, molecular function: protein binding; protein kinase activator activity; ADP binding. The transcript has 8 exons. NCBI's taxonomy places the organism in Eukaryota, Viridiplantae, Streptophyta, Magnoliopsida, Brassicales, Cleomaceae.